Molecule: messenger RNA, 1454 nt
Organism: Ceratina calcarata
Lineage: Eukaryota; Metazoa; Arthropoda; Insecta; Hymenoptera; Apidae
Product: WD repeat domain phosphoinositide-interacting protein 4
Exons: 7
Coding region: 285-1322 (345 amino acids)
Molecular function (GO): protein binding
Source: RefSeq, a predicted model, not a curated record
CUACUAUUUCUACAUACAUGACUCGACAGUACGAAUUAAUACGCAAUAUUUUCAUACGAGAAAUUAGUUUUUUUAUUCACAAACCGGAUUAAACUCGCCUGAAAAUCAGCCCUGCCAUUGUCAUAUAUUGUAGACCUUCGAAAGAAUGGAAUACUGUACCAAACAUUCUGUCACAGCUGAUUGUGAAAGAAGAAUGUAAACAAAAACACGUAGUAUAUUAGAUAGAGAAUUAUUAUACAUCGAUAGAAGGAACAUUUAAUGGAACAUUGUUGAUGUAACACCAAAUGGCUGAAGAAAGAAAUAUUCUUAAUUUACGAUUUAAUCAGGAUCAAGGAUGUUUUACCUGUUGCAUGGAGUCUGGUCUUAGAGUGUACAAUGUAGAACCAUUAGUUGAGAAAGCACAUUUGGAGAACGAUGUAAUUGGAGGUAUAGGCAUAGCUGAAAUGCUGUGGAGAACAAAUAUUAUUGCGAUAGUGGGUGGUGGUACCAGACCAAAAUAUGCUGAGAACACAGUACUUAUUUACGAUGAUCUUUCGAAGAAGUUCGUGAUGGAAGUCACGUUCACCAGCCCUAUUAAAGCUGUACGUUUACGUAGGGACAAAAUGAUAGUGGCAUUACAACAUGAAAUACAUGUCUUCUCCUUUCCUACUCCAACGAGAAGAUUGUUAACUUUAGAAACCAGAGACAAUCCAAAGGGAUUGGUCGAGAUUGCUACUUUGGCCACAGCGCAAAAGCAACUUCUUGCCUUUCCCGGUUUUAAACAGGGCAGCGUGCAAUUAGUUGAUUUAGCUGCUACAGAAGCUAGGAGCUCUAGCACUCCUGCAACUCUUGCAGCACAUCAGGGAGCACUAGCUUGCCUGGCAGUUAACAGUACUGGAACUAUGGUAGCAACUGCUUCUACGCAAGGUACUUUAGUUAGGGUAUGGGAUAGUAUACGUAGAGAUCUGCUACUGGAAUUGAGAAGAGGUGCCGAUUCCGCGACUCUCUAUUGUAUCACGUUUAGCAGAGACUCGGAAUUUCUAUGCGUCUCUAGUGAUAAAGGGACAGUGCAUAUAUUCGCAUUGAAAGACACGCAAUUAAACCGCAGAUCAACUUUUUCGAAAAUGGGAUUUUUGGGAAAUUACGUCGAGAGCCAGUGGGCAUUGGCCACGUUUACGGUACCACCGGAAUGCGCUUGUAUAUGUGCAUUUGGAACAAGGAGCUCUGUCAUAGCCAUCUGUAUGGAUGGGACAUUUCAUAAAUAUGUUUUCACUGCUGAUGGAAAUUGCAAUCGCGAGGCAUUCGACGUCUUCCUAGAUGUUUGUGAUCACGACGACUUUUAACAAGAAUUGUAUAUUAUGUCCAUAAACUGGUAUGUCUGUAGGAGAGUUUCUAGUCAUUUUAAAUAAGAAACUUCUUACAGUUGAUGUCUAUAGCAAUCUAAUGAUAUUAAUUACUGUAAAAAGAGCAUAAGU